AUGAUCCGAGACGCACUCCAAUCCGGCUUUCAACCAUCAUACAUUGAGACUCUUCAGGCUCAAACGAGAAGAGCUCCUGAAUUGAGAAAGCUAUUUGAGGGAAUCUUUUCGGCUUUCGAGAAAGUCGAGUGUUUUAUGGCGAAAACCCCGAGUGAGCAUGUGCUGAAUGCGAGUGGGGAGAUUAGAGCUCAAGAUUGCGGUGAUCGAUUCCUGGGAGAUCUCUGCGAAUGCGCAAAUCACGUGCUUGAGAAUUUGGUCCCAAAGAAGUUCAUGGGAAAUCAUCUCACAGGGAACACGUUGAAGCGAUACGUUGAGAACCUCGUCGAUCACAUCAAAGAGAACAAUCACAAGGCAAUCGGAUCAGCUUUCCAGGCUACUUCUGAGCUCUUCUUCGAAAAAGCCAAAGCAGCCGCAGCUGAGUACUUCGCCGCAGCACACGAUCAGCUGAUGCGCGCGUCCGGGCAUCAUCCAAUAAAUCCAAAAGAGUACGAAGAGACACUCAAGAAAUUCGUCGAUGAAGCACUUCAGGAAUACAGCUCAAAACCACUCUUUGGGACUCAAGAAGUUAAAGGGAAAACUCUCUUGGCGUUGAAGGAGUCAUUAGAGGCAAAAUGCCAAGAGAAGCUGCUUAGCAAUCGGAGCCGUUUCCGCGACUUCUUGAUGGCCGAUGCGGUGCAGCAAAGCUCAGAGUUGUACGAGAAAGGGAUGAAGCCAGACUUCGGGGAUUCCCUUCUUGGAAAAGCUACCGUUGAACAAGUGAAAGAUCGACACGAGAAAGCCUUUCCUGAAGCAAUGUCACUUUUUGAGAAUGCUGUUGAGCCUUUCAACGAUGAGGUGGAUUUGAUCGAGCGUAAGAGGAGUCUUCUCACUAAGAUGAUUUUGACUCGUUUCGAAGAUCUCCAAAAUGACAACCUCGUCGUUCAACUCAACGCAUCUUUGGAUUCAAUGAUCAACGCGCUUGCAGACAAUUACGGAAAAUAUUUGAAGGAGCAAGUUCCAUUGGUCAAGAAAUUAGACGAAAUCCGAAUGUUUAUCGAACGUGGGAUGAACGCUUUGAAUACAAAUUUUGAAGCAAGCAAGGCUCAAUUCAUCAUCGACAUUUCCCAACUAAUGCCGAAACUUGAUUUGAACAUGCUCCGUCAAAUGAUUGACAACUUCAAGGAUGCGAAGGGAGCGCUGUUUAAGCGAUGCGAGGACCACUUUGAGUCGGAGGUUCGUGCGCAUUUCAACAUGGAAAAGCUGAGGAACAAGAUGAUCGAUAUGAGACAUCGACAAAACGAAGCACAGAAAAGAUUGCAAGCGGAACAGGGGAGAAUCCAAGAACAACUCACCGAUACACAGCAACAAUUGGACGAAGAAAAACGUAAACGAGAAGCAGCUGGGAAGAGCAACGAUUUGAAUCCAAUAUUCUUCCUGUUUAAACAAAUGAAUGAACAGACGCAACAACAGCUUGAAAACGCGCGUGAAGAGCGGCAACGAAAAGAAAUGAGAGAAGCACAGGAAGAGGCGAAUCGACUCGAGAAAGAAGGGAAUGAGGCGAGGAUUCGGAUGGAGCAACGAAGAGCUGAAAACGAAAGAAACGAAAGAAACCGCGAAGAGGAUCGAAAUGAACGAGAAGCCGAGAGGGCUUUGCUU
Mesorhabditis belari is the source of this 1635-nucleotide messenger RNA. Lineage: Eukaryota; Metazoa; Nematoda; Chromadorea; Rhabditida; Rhabditidae. The record is from the annotation of a GenBank genome assembly.